CGCCGGCUGUAUUAUUUUUUGCAUAAAUAAGCUAAAGUUUGCAAUAAAAUGUUAGAAACUUUGUAUAAUUUACCGUUUCACAUACUGGUGCCGCCGAACAUCAGAGUGCGUCGCUUCAGCAUACCGCUGCCCUCGGCUAUGGCAGUUUUCUCUGUAGUGCUGCUCUCUUACUUUUUGGUUACAGGCGGCAUUAUAUACGAUGUGAUUGUGGAGCCGCCUAGCGUGGGCGCUACAGUGGACGAGCAUGGUCAUUCGAAGCCGGUGGCGUUUCUUCCUUAUCGCGUGAAUGCGCAGUAUAUCAUCGAAGGGCUCGCCAGCAGCUUUCUCUUUACCAUGGGCGGACUGGGAUUCAUCAUAAUGGACACCAUACACUCGCCUGGCAAAACGCAUCUCAAUCGCAUGCUGCUCACCUCCAUGGGCUUCAUCUUUAUACUCGUUUCCUUCUUCUCCACUUGGCUGUUUAUGCGCAUGAAGCUGCCAAGUUAUUUGCAGCCUUAAAAAUGUAUUAGCAAUCUC
Molecule: messenger RNA, 516 nt
Organism: Drosophila busckii
Lineage: Eukaryota; Metazoa; Arthropoda; Insecta; Diptera; Drosophilidae
Product: putative oligosaccharyltransferase complex subunit CG9662
Exons: 2
Coding region: 49-498 (149 amino acids)
Cellular component (GO): oligosaccharyltransferase complex
Source: RefSeq, a predicted model, not a curated record